UUUUGACACGCCAUUAGCGCCGCUAGGGCCACCUUCAGGGUCGCCUAAGCCUGGCCUGGGUGCUCGCAUUGGAUUGUUAGCGGUGCCUGUGAAUGCUCUCUCACGCCUAAAGAGGCGUCUGCCAGGCACCCACGUCACUCCCGCCGCCCAAACGCAUCUCAAAGAUACUGCAAGUAUCCGGUGCGAAUCCAUCGCAUUCACAAUUCGAACACCGUUACCAUUGUUGCGGGACCAGGCUGCCUUUUCAUCCCGUCAGUCCAGUCACUCUGUUCCUACUCGUAUCCCAAAAUCCAGUACUGUUCGAUGUCUGCAACUGGCCUACCCGGAACUGACCUCAUGGCCUCUUUGUGACUGCAACGUUCCGAGAUGCCCGCUCUACCGCAACGGUGCUACUAUUGAUGGCCACAGCAAUAGCAUUCAAGUUAUUCACUUGGACUAAUUGACAUACAUUCACCGAGUCCUCGAACGAUGGCCUCUUCGGUCGGCUCCAAUGUAUUUGCGCUGCUCGCCUUUUGCACGAUAUCCGUCGCGGUCCUGUUCCUCCUGCGGCACUAUCUUCCUCUGCGGACCACGCCGGCCUUCCUUCUUGUCCCAAUCUUUCUCUCCCUCGUCCUGCCGGCGAGUGCUAUAUUGCUGGUUCCCAUCGAUCUUGCGUCCAGCGCACGAGAAAAUGACCAUGGAGGGAAAGGUAUAUGGCUGCCAGAAAGAGCGGUGCUGGUUUCUUGGAGGAUCGUGUACUGGUUGACCUUUGUCUUAACCUGGGUUGUGCUGCCGCUCCUGGGAGAAUACAUGGAUGCGGGCUACCGCGAUCCAAAAGCACGCAUGAUCUACUCCUUACGAUCCAAUGCCAGGUACCAAAUGAUCGUCCUGGGAUGCGCCAUGGUCGGUCUGAUCUACAUGAUCUUGUCCCACGGCUUCGACUUUACCGCCAUCAGGGCGUUGGUCAUGGCCCUGGCGUACGUCUGGGGGCUGAUCCUGGCCAUCUACCUGAUGGGUCAUGGCCUGGUCGCCCUACCACGAAAGAUGUUUCGAAAAGCAGAUAUCGCCGGCAGCCUGCGACGAGUGCAGGCCCAGGCGCCUAAGGUCCAUGAGAAUCUCGAGGAUGCCAUCCUGGCAUUGGAGGAGCUGGAAGCACAAGUGAUGCAGCUCAAACAACGCAAGACCGGGACCGCGCGGGACUUCCGAGAAUGGAUAGACGAAUUGGUCGAUAUGACAGGACAGCCGGAAAAUCGAGUUUUUGCCAAUCCCACCACUGUCGACGCCUCGGCAAAAGUUCCCGCAGUCAUUACAGAGCGGUAUCUUGCAGAUCUGACCCGAAGGCUCGUUCGAGCGCGCCAUCGGAGAGCACGAUACACUCGCGAAUGGGACAACAUUGUCCAGACGGCCUCAGACUUACAGGCCAUUCUGGACUCCAAGGCAUCAAAGAAACUCGAUUUCGGGAGGCCAUCCUCGUCCGCGUCCCUGUUCGGACGGAUAUCAUUCAUCACCCCAUUCAUGCGCUACCAUCUGUAUGUGCAUGUGAUUCCAGCACUCCGAAUCGCCGUAGGAGGCAUCCUCUCCCUCGCCUCAGUGGCCAUCAUCUGGUCAGAGAUGAUCAAAUUCCCAGCUCCCCAACUCUCCGCCGUCAGCCUGACCGUGAUACACCACCCGAGCGACAAGAACUACCAAAUCGGCCUUGGAGGCCAGCUCCUGGCGUCCAUGUGGAUCACCUACAUGUGUGUCUGCGCCAUCAGCAGCGUCAGCGACGUGCCGACCUGGAACCAGCGCGCCCUAGUGAAGAGAAACACGUAUCCGGAAUCCGCAUGCUGGUAUUCCGGCCAGAUCGCCAAGCUGACGGUCCCGCUGGCCUACAACUUCCUUACAUUUCUGCCCCGCGAUAUCCAUCAGACAUCGACUUUUUACAAUUUCCUCGGUCGACUGAUCAAUUUAACGCCUUUGGGAACGUGGUUCGACUACCUGUUCCCCAUGUUCAUUUUAGUGCCCGUCUGUGCCGCCCUGUUCAAUCUGUAUGGCAAGAUUAAAGACAUUUUGGGCUUCGGGAUUCUCAAAGAUGACGAUGACGACGAUACAAAUCCUUCUGGAUUCGGUACCGGCGGAUGGCGCGAAGGUCGGGACCUCAUCGAGCGCGACCUUCACGGUAACCGCUCUACUACCCUAGGUAUGGCAGACCCGUUGGACAAUAUUGCUCCUCGUGAAGGAGUCGGACCAGGAGGAAGAGCAGCGCCCACUAGAUGGGUUCCGGGUCCUCCUUCAUCGACUGGGGCGACUGGUACGGGCACUACCACAAAUGCUAGUAGUGGUCGCACCAGAGGAGCAAACAACAGCAACAACAAUCAACUUGAUCCGGAGGACGAAGAGGAGAAUUUCUUUACGCUGUUCGGCCGCAGGGUCAAAAACACCUUUGACACCAUCGACACUCCAAAAUGGAUGCAGGGCGGCAGUUCUCGAGGAGGUACAGGUACAGGUACAGGAGGCUCACGCUUCAAACGGCCUAAAUGGAUGGGCGGUGGAGGUGAUGCCACCUCCAGCACCAACACCACCUCUGCAGGCGGCACUGGCUCUUCUUCCAGUCCCAGUCCCAAUAUUCUAGGCUUGUUCGGCGCCCGCUCGUCCAAUGAUGGAAGGAUCAUGAUAUGAGCCUGGUCCUACGAAGCCUAGCAAAGUAGGUAGAUAUUCAAGUGAGCGUUAUCUCGCAAUAAUCAAUACAUGUACAACACCCACGGUGGGAAUUCGAUACCCUAGACCGCAGUGCAGUGGUGGAUCUCCUUUAGUACUAAUAGAGACCUAUAAAAAAGCAAAAAACAGAACAUCAAAUUAGACCAAGACAAUAAUACGUUUUGUCGUCUUCUCCUCUCCUUGA
This is a messenger RNA of Exophiala dermatitidis NIH/UT8656, 2860 nucleotides long. RefSeq lists its product as uncharacterized. Bases 469 to 2637 code for a protein of 722 amino acids. NCBI's taxonomy places the organism in Eukaryota, Fungi, Ascomycota, Eurotiomycetes, Chaetothyriales, Herpotrichiellaceae. The transcript has a single exon. The record is from RefSeq and is a predicted model, not a curated record. Gene Ontology annotation, cellular component: membrane.